AGCUCCUCCUGACUGCAGUGUCCAGCAGACUCUUCCAGGGUUGUGCCCGCUCUGCUUCUCCGUUCUGCAGUGCAGGAGUGUGUGAGAUCAUCAGUGUGUGUGAGCUGGCCGUGCUGGAGUGUGUGACGCGCGGAGGAACCACUAUGAGCCUGAAGGCUCAUUUCGUGUCUGAUCUCCCAGACGUGUCGUGUGUGUGUGAGCGUCUGCAGCAACUGAACCUCUCCUUCAACCUCUUCACACACGUCCCUCAGCAGGUGUGGGAACUGAAGCAGCUGAAGGUGCUGAAGAUGAGGAGUAACCCACUGGAGGAGCUUCCAGCAAACAUCAGCAGACUGAAGAACCUACACACACUGGUGCUGUCCUUCUGCAAGAUCACACAGCUGCCUGCAGAGCUGUUCUCUCUGCCGUGUCUGCAGUAUCUGGAUGUCUCCUAUAACCUCCUCAGAUCCCUCAGCAGUGACAUCGGGACCCUGCGGAGUCUGCGGUCUCUGAAUGUGGAGGGGAAUCAGCUGGUGUGUGUCCCUGCCGCUCUGCUGAGUGUGUGUGUGUCGGAGCUGCGUCUGUCUGGGAAUUACACACACGCGUUACUGUGGAGCGAGAACAGCCGCAACUCCCCUCAGACACUGCUGCACACCGCUGCACACACACUCGCACGCACACUCGCAGCGCACGGACAAACACACCUGCCGCCCGCUGCUCAGACCAUCCUGCAGAGCGCUGGAGUGUGUGAGGCGUGUUCGGGCCCCAUGUUUGGCCCCGGUCUGCAGCUCCUCGUCCCCGUCUGCAGUGUGUUUGGGCUGCAGGUGCUGCCCGUCAUGUUCAGGUGCUGCUCACCUGUGUGUGUCAGAACAUUCCGGAGACACACACACACACACCAGCGGAACACCACAGAAGAAGAUUAAAAACAUAAAUACAUCAGUGUCCACACACACACACACACACACACACACACACACACACACACACACACACACACACACACACACACACACACACACACCAGCACUGGAUUCCUCACACUCUUUUAUUUGUACACUUCACCAGCGGGACGUUUCUCAUGGUCAUGUAUUGAUUAUUCUCCAUGGUGUGAUCAGUAGUCUCCAGGAUAGUGCUGAUCUGUAUUGAUCUUGUAAGCGAGGGCUGAUCAUCAUCAUCAUCAUCAUCAUCAUCAUCAUCAUCAUCACAGUGGCGUCCGGAGCGCUAAUAUUCUCUGAAAGCCAAUCAGAAUGCAGAGUUUUCUCCAUCAUCAGCUGGAUAAUCCUCCUGACCUGGCUCCUCUGUGUGCAGCUGUGCUGUGAUCUUCACACUGUCCACCAUUUCCACAGACCUGUAGCGCCAUCAUCAAAGUUCUCCUGCCUGCUGUGAUCGGGCCUUAACGCCACAUCCUUCAUCAGACCGGAGCAGGAGCUGCACGUCUACUUUAAAGGGUUCAAAUGAGUCUCCAUCAUCUCCAUCAAUCCCCUGAGAGCUUCCUUCAUCUUCAGACACACAGAUGAGGAUAUUUCAGAUGAAGUCCUGGAGCUCUUCAUCCUCCAGAGACAGCGAGGGUCCCGAGACCCUCACACUGCAGAAAACACCCAAAACAGUCCACGUGUGUCUUCAGUGUUCAGCUGUGAUCAUAUGAAGCUCCAACAACACACUGACCGUGUUCACACAUACCCAGAGGGUCCGCAGGGUCUUACAAAGGCUUACAACUACAAACACACUACACUUUAGGCCUUCAAAAGUCUAAUAUUGAGUGAAUAUUGAUGCAGGAUUUGAUCUGAAACAUCCUCGUGUGUGUGUGUGUGUGUGUGUGUGUGUGUGUGUGUGUGUGUGUGUGUGUCUGUCUGUGUGUGUGUGUUCGUGUGUGUGUGUGUGUGUGU
Danio aesculapii is the source of this 1865-nucleotide messenger RNA. Its product is annotated as leucine-rich repeat-containing protein 63-like. The record is from RefSeq and is a predicted model, not a curated record. NCBI's taxonomy places the organism in Eukaryota, Metazoa, Chordata, Actinopteri, Cypriniformes, Danionidae. The transcript is spliced from 6 exons. Gene Ontology annotation, molecular function: protein binding. The coding region runs from base 144 to 902 and encodes 252 amino acids.